Molecule: messenger RNA, 5605 nt
Organism: Papilio xuthus (Asian swallowtail)
Lineage: Eukaryota; Metazoa; Arthropoda; Insecta; Lepidoptera; Papilionidae
Product: zonadhesin-like
Exons: 32
Coding region: 137-5533 (1798 amino acids)
Source: RefSeq, a predicted model, not a curated record
UGUGUAAUUAAUUUAUUCGCUUAUUUUAAAUUCAGUUGCAUCAAAACUGUCACUUGUGCUGUAACAAUACAUAAAUAUUUUUUUUUUUAAUAUUUAAUACGUCAAUUGUUAUUUUAACAAGUUGAAUGCAGGCAGUAUGUUGAUACUUUAUAUGUUGCUUAUACCAGUGGCCAAUGUGUAUACAAUAUGCACAGGAAAACCUGAGCCAACAUGUGGACAAAACUCGACAUACAUAGACUGCCCUUCCGCUUGCCCAUCAACUUGCAAGUCACCAAACGAGAGGAACUGCAAUAAGAAAUGUGCACCCAAAGGCUGUCAUUGUAACCCAUCAUAUAUUUUAUCAAAACCAAAAGGGCAGUGCAUUCUUCCAACAGAGUGCCCAGGUGGCAACCCUUGUCCUCGAAAUGAGACAUUUGUAGCCUGCAGUAUAGGAUGUCCUACCAACUAUUGUCCAGUUGAUGACAGUCUUGCUAUUUUAAUUUGUGACCCAGCGUGGCCAUGUCCCUCGGGAUGCUCCUGUAAACCAAAUUACAAAAGAAAAAGUGUCAAAGAACCUCGUUGCAUACUAGCUGCAGAAUGCCCACCAGUGAAAUGCACUCGACCCAACGAGGAAUGGAAUCCGUGUACAAACUCUUGCCUUAGAGAGAACUGCUAUGAUUUGAAGGAGAAUCAUAUCGUCUGUAAGCCACAGGGCUGCGAGCCGCGAUGCACCUGCAAAAAAGGUUACUACAGAAAUGAUUCCGGUAUUUGCGUACCCGCGUCCCAAUGUUCCCCACCACCUAUUAAAUGCGGAGUCAACGAAGAAUAUUCCACGUGCAAAAUCAAAUGUCCGCCACAAUUUUGUAACAUUUCUUAUACGGAUUACGGAAUUUGCCCAAACGACACCAAAUGUGAACCUGGUUGUAACUGUAUUAAGGAUCAUCUCAGAGAUUUCGAAGGAAAAUGUGUUCUCAACGAUAAUUGUCCGCCACCACCAACUCCUUGCGGCGGAAAUGCGACACACACAGACUGCGCUUCGUCAUGCCCUCCCACUUGUCAGACUCCAAAACCAGAAGGUUGUAUAGGGUUAUGUAAACCAGACGUCAAGUGCCAAUGUAUGCCGUCUUAUGUCUUAUCACCAAACGGAGACUGUAUUUUGCCAGAAGACUGUCCAGCCUCACCACCUGUAUGUGGUGAGAAUGAAGUUUCAACUGUUUGUAAGAAGUCUUGUCCAUCUGAUUCAUGUGACAGUGAAAAGCAACAAGCUCUUUGUAGGCCGGGUCCUUGUCGGCCCGGUUGCAAUUGUAAAGAAGGUUACGCUCGAGAUGCAAAUGGAAAAUGUAUUCCAAAAGACCAAUGUCCAGCUAAGCCUAUUAAAUGUGGAAGCAAUGCCACUUUAGUAGAGUGCACUUCGGCGUGUCCUCGUACUUGUGAGGAAAAAAAACAGGAAAUAUGUAUUGCGCUGUGCAAACCUAAAGGCUGCGAAUGUAAGCCUUCUUAUGUCUUGUCACCAAAAGGAGACUGUAUUUUGCCACAAGACUGUCCAGCACCAAAUCCUUGUGGUGGUAACGCAACAGCCACAGAUUGCGCUUCGUCGUGUCCUCCCACUUGUCAGACACCAAAACCAGGGAUAUGCGCAGCGGUGUGUAAACCCAACGUAAAGUGCAAAUGUAAACCCUCUUAUGUGUUGGCACCAAACGGAGACUGUAUUUUGCCGCAAGACUGUCCAGCCCCACCACCAGUCUGUGGUGAAAAUGAAGUUUCAACAAAUUGUAAGACGUCAUGUCCAUCUGAUUCAUGUGACAGUAAGGAGCAACAAAGUUUAUGUAAGCCGGGCCCUUGUCGUCCCGGUUGCAACUGUAAAGAAGGUUACGCUCGAGACUCAAAUGGGAAAUGUAUCCCUAAAGACCAAUGUCCAAAAACACCAAGUACUUGCGGCGGCAAUGCGACAUAUACAGACUGCGCUUCGUCAUGCCCUCUCACUUGUGAGAAUCCAAAGCCCGAAGUCUGUAUAGAUGGGUGUAAACCUAACGUAACCUGUCAAUGUAAGCCCUCUUAUGUCUUGUCACCAAACGGAGACUGCAUUUUGCCGGAAGACUGUCCAGCCACACCACCUCCUGUAUGUGGUGAGAAUGAAGUUUCAACUGUUUGUAAGACAAGAUGUCCAUCUGAUUUAUGUGACAGUGGGAAGCAACAAGGUAUAUGUAGGCCCGGCCCUUGUCGACGCGGUUGCAACUGUAAAGAAGGAUACGCUCGAGAUUCAAACGGGAAAUGUAUUCCGAAAGAUCAAUGUCCAAAAACACCAAGUCCUUGUGGCAGCAAUGCCACAUACACAGACUGCGCUUCGUCAUGUCCUCCCACUUGUCAGACACCUAAACCAAAGUUGUGUCCAGCGGUGUGUAAACCUAACGUAAAGUGUAAAUGUAAGCCCUCUUAUGUGUUGUCACCAAACGGAGACUGUGUUUUGCCGCAAGACUGUCCAGCCCCACCACCUGUUUGUGGUGAAAAUGAAGUUUCAACAAAUUGUAAGACGACAUGUCCAUCUGAUUCAUGUGACAGUAAAGAGCAACAAAGUUUAUGUAGGCCGGGCCCUUGUCGUCCCGGUUGCAACUGUAAAGAAGGUUACGCCCGAGACUCAAAUGGGAAAUGUAUCCCAAAAGACCAAUGUCCAAAAACACCAAGUCCUUGCGGCGGCAAUGCGACAUACACAGACUGCGCUUCGUCAUGUCCUCUCACUUGUGAGAAUUUAAAGCCGGAAGUCUGUAUAUUUUUGUGUAAACCUAAUGUUACCUGUCAAUGUAAGCCCUCUUAUGUCUUGUCACCAAACGGAGACUGCAUUUUGCCGGAAGACUGUCCAGCUAUACCACCACCUGAAUGUGGCAAGAAUGAAGUUUCAACUGUUUGUAAGACUAGAUGUCCAUCUGAUUUAUGUGACAGUGGAAAGCAACAAGGUAUAUGUAGGCCUGGCCCUUGUCGUCCCGGUUGUAACUGUAAAGAAGGUUACGCUCGAGAUUCAAAUGGGAAAUGUAUACCGAAAGAUCAAUGUCCAAAAAUACCAACUCCUUGUGGCGGCAAUGCGACAUACACAGACUGCGCUUCGUCAUGUCCUCUCACUUGUGAGAACCCAAAGCCGGAAGUCUGUAUAUUUGGGUGUAAGCCUAACGUAACUUGUCAAUGUAAGCCCUCUUAUGUUUUGUCACCAAACGGAGACUGUAUUUUGCCGCAAGAUUGUCCAGCACCUAAAUGUGGAGGCAAUGCAACAAUAGUUGCUUGUGCUUCGUCGUGCCCUUCCACUUGCCAGACACUGAAUCCACAAUCCUGUACAGCACAAUGUAAUCCUAACAGCUGCCAAUGUAAUUCUUCAUAUAUCCUCUCGAAACCAAAGGGAGAAUGUAUUUUACCGGUAGACUGUCCAGGAGGUAGCCCGUGUUCGCAGAACGAAACGUUUGUAGCAUGUAAUAUAAGAUGUCCAAAUAGUUAUUGUCCCGUGGACGACAGACAGGGAAUACUUAUCUGUGACCCUCCGCGACCCUGCCCCUCAGGAUGUUCAUGCAAGCUGAAUUAUAAGAGAAAGAGUAUGAAAGAUCCCCGGUGCAUUCUGGCUGAAGAGUGUCCACCAGUAAAAUGUACACGACCUAAUGAAGAAUGGAACACUUGUCCAACAUCGUGUUUGAAAGAGAAUUGCGAAGACCUAAAAAUAACAAACACAGCGUGUAAGCCAUCGCGGACGAAUUGUCAACCGCGUUGUGCUUGCAAAGAAGGUUUCUAUCGGAAUGCGUCAAGAAUUUGUGUACCCGCUUCGGAAUGUUUCCCAUCAAAUACAUGUGACAUUCCUGAUGAAUGUAAAGCCACUUGCGCGGAACCAAAUCCUAAGAACUGUCCGUAUCAAUCCGCUACAAAGAAUGUGGAAGGCUGCAAGUGUAAACCAGGAUUUGUUUUAUCGGACAAAAAUGGUGAAUGCAUAAGAAUCGAGGAAUGCCCUGCUGAAUCUGGAUGCAAUGGAGAUAAUAACGCUUUUAUAACCAAAUGCCCUCCUCCAUGCCCGUCUACGUGUGAAUCUCCAAAUGAAGUGCCAUGUAAAAAGAGUUGUUUACCCGUAGGCUGUAAAUGUAAAGACGGAUUUAUUUUGUCUAAAUUAAAUGGAAUUUGCAUCAAACCGGAUAAUUGCACAGGUGGUAAUCCGUGUAAAAAUGGAGCAUUUACUAGUUGCAACAACAAAUGUCCUUACAACUAUUGUCCGAUAGACGAUUCGCCACCGGAUUACAAUUGUACGGCGCCGAAUCCUUGCCGUUCUGGUUGUAUUUGCAGGUUCAAUCACAGGAAGAAGAGCGUUAGCGACGAACAGUGUAUCUUGGCAUCAGACUGUCCUCCAGUUAACUGUACAAGACCUAACGAAGUUUGGGACUCUUGUCCAUCAGCAUGUCUAAACGAAGGUUGUGAAAAUGCAGGCAAAAAACCGCCAGUUUGCAACACACUUAUAUUAAACUGUCAACCUAGAUGUGUCUGUAAGCCUAAGACUUACAGAGAUAAAAAUAAUGUUUGUGUACCAGUGGACCAAUGCCCCGCUCCACCAGUCGUAUGUGGUGAAAAUGAAGUUGAAACUUGUAAUUUUGAUGAUGACUACAGUACUGAAGUGAGCGUUUGCAAACCAACUUGUAAUUGCAAAGAAAAUUAUUCAAGAGAUUCAAAUGGGAAAUGUGUUCCUGAUAGACCAGUUUGUAGUUUAAAGACUUGCGAUGUUCCAACUGAAUGUAGACGUACUUGCGCCGAACCUAAUCCAAAGAAUUGUUCUUAUGAAGAAGUGUCCGAAAACCAAAACGGUUGUAAAUGUAAGCCGGGGUAUAUCCUGUUAGACAAAAGCGGUAAAUGUGUUAAAAUCCAAAAUUGUCCAUCGGAUUUGAGUUGCAAUGGCGACGCUAAUGCUGUGGUGUCUCAGUGCCCAUCGCCAUGUCCAUCCACGUGUUCAGCUCCUAAUGAAAUCCUCUGUAAAAAAUCUUGUCUGGACGUUGGAUGUAAAUGCAAAGAGGGAUUCAUCUUAUCAAAGUUAAAUGGUAUUUGUAUACCACCGGAGAAGUGCAAAGGUGGUAACCCGUGUGGGAAGAAUGCGACAUUUUCUAGCUGCAGCAACAGAUGUUCCUACAAUUACUGCCCUAAGGAUGAUUCUCCGCCUAACUAUAACUGCGCGCUGCCAUAUCGUUGUCCGUCGGGAUGUGUUUGCAACCUUAACUAUAGAAGGAAAAGUAUUGACGACAGACAAUGUAUUCUUGCAUCUGAGUGUCCUCCUGUAAAUUGUACACGACCUAACGAAGUUUUUGACUCCUGCCCGUCCGAUUGUCUUCAAGAAAGAUGUGAAGACGCUGGUAAGGAUCCGGUACCGUGUAACACAUUUGUUUUGAACUGCCAACCAAAGUGUGUGUGCAAGGCAAAUACAUUCAGGAAUAAGGACAACAUUUGCGUGCCAGUUAGCAAAUGCCCAAAGAAGAAAUCUACUCGAUGUGGCCAGCAGAAAAGUAAGCAAUCCCCGGUGAUGACGCAAGUAACUGCUGAAGUAUAGUACUUACAUAUAUAAAAAAUACAAAAUUUAUAAUCAUGUUAUACUUAACAAAAAAUAUAUAUCUGACUAUUA